Acyrthosiphon pisum (pea aphid) is the source of this 2523-nucleotide messenger RNA. RefSeq lists its product as uncharacterized. Lineage: Eukaryota; Metazoa; Arthropoda; Insecta; Hemiptera; Aphididae. The transcript is spliced from 10 exons. Bases 1039 to 2418 code for a protein of 459 amino acids. The record is from RefSeq and is a predicted model, not a curated record.
UGUGUGUGUGAGAGAGUGGUGGUCGGUGGGUGGAACGCGGGCGCUAUUGUCGCGGUGGUGACAUACUUUGUUAGUAUAUUUUUCGUAAAAGUUAGGUAAACUAAAAUUAUGUUUAGUAGUAAAAUUCACGGCAGGUACCUGUAGAGGUUGAAAACUCUAUUGUAACAUAAAAAUUAAUUAAUUAUUCCUUCAAUUAUUAAAAAAUAAGUAAAAUAAGGUAAGCAAAUGGGUGUCGUUCUGUUGAAACCCCACCGAGUUAUGGCCAACUCAAAAUGAGGGGGGGUGGGGACUUUUGUUCCCGAAUGGGGGAAAUUACUCUGCGGCCAUAAAAACUCAGAUCCCCCUGGGUCCGGUGUCUCUAAUUCCAAUACCCGCUAAGUUGGGCUUAGAAACGAAAAGAGUGGUGGGGUGGUACACUGACCGUUGCGUAGUAAAUAACCAAUUUUUCCUAUCACUGCGCAUUUUUCCCGGACAUGGCAAAAACAGUAUAUAAUUCCUAUAUAAUUGUAAUGUGAAUAAAAUUUUUUCUAUGAUAUUAGUGUUUCUUCCAAGUCUGGGGAAGUCUGGGGAUGUAUCAAGUAUGCGUGCAGUAAUCUAGCGAUCCAAAUUACAUUUUGACUCGUGAUUUAUACUCUUCUAGUGCCAAAGUAUUUUUUAAUAUCCCAAUAUGCAUUUACAAUCUUUAGUAGCUGUAAUAGUGAAGGUUUUCGUGAGUCACCAUUUGGAGAAACCACUGGAUCAAAUUUCUGCUGGAGAUAUCAAAUCAUUCCUAAACAGUUUUAAUGAAUACGGACGGAAAACCGACGUAGCUAAGCAAAUAAUGCGCAUUUUAUUUGGAAACAUCUCUGAUGAUCGUGUGGUAGAUUUUGUGAGAUAUAUUAUAACAAAAAAAACUGAAUUCAUAAUACUGGUACCUAUUUAAAUCUAAAUAUUUAUUUAACAAGCUACCUACAUCCUGUAUGGGUUACUUACUUGUUUUGGAAACAUUGAUAAUUUUUUCAGAGUUCAGGUGGCAGUAGCCCCAGUGCGCAUUCAAAAAUGUUUAAUAAAAUUAACCGUGAUUUACCCGACUAUAAUUUCACAUUCAAAGAUUGGAGGAUUGGUCGAGGAUACCCAACAUUCCAACCAGAUAAAUGUGUAAUCAAUGAAAUUAUGCAUAUUUAUGAAAAGUAUAAAUUUCCUAAGAAUCAAGCGACUAUACCUAUAAAAGAGCUCCCUGAUCAAUUGACACAGUCUAAACGUGAGCUCGAUGAACAAAUUGAAAAUUUACCUGAUGGUGAGGUGAGAAGCUUUGAAAUUCUUGAGGAACCAUUACACGAGGGUUGCCGUAAUCAAGAAAGGAAGCUCAUAGAUACAGGUGAACAAUCAAAGUUAUUGAACUCAGUAGUGGCUUAUAAAAUUAAUAUGAAAUGCAAAAAGAUACUUCUAGAAUAUGAGCAACUGCAAAAUUUAAAUGAUAUAAUAUAUUCAUUAUCGGAAGAUGAUUCUUCCAUAAUCUUUACAAGGUAUGAAGAGUUUGUGAAGAAUAUGUCACUUAUCACUUUAGAUAGUCCUAUCGCUCAAGCAUCAGUGGCAGGAAACAUUUUUGCAGAACUUUUAUCCAAAAAUAUUCUUUCUAUGACGGCCAUCACUCAAGGAAUUGAUGAUGUUCUUAAAUAUUGGAAUGAUUUUUUGAUGGAUUUCCCUCAAUUUUUCACCUAUAUUGCUGCCAUUAUUGCUCCAUUAUUAUUAUCACAGAAUGGUACCUUCGAUUUCAACAGCUUAAAAGAUUCUUGUACAUCUAUACGACCAGACAAUUCUAGUAAAUUGUUAAUCGAAGUACUAUAUAAAAUUAAUAGUUCCAAGGAAGCGCUUAACAUUAAAGAAGAGAAACUAGGUGGUAUAUUGUGGAUUUACAACAAGUGGAAUGCGUUGGAAAAUGUUCCUCUUGAAGAUUUUGUGCCCAAUAACCAAAUAAAUAAUUAUUUCAAAAAAGAUCAAAUUGGAGUAUUCCUCUUAUCUAUUGCUAUUUAUGAUAAAAUGAGAUUCGUUGAUAAUAAACUACUGUACAAUAUAUUGCAAAGCUGGAUAUGUGCUAAUAUCAAUGCAGAAAUCAUUAAAACCCCUCAGUUUGUGCAAGCAUUAACUAUUGCUAUUGUCAUUGUAUGUUUGAAAUUGAAUCCUUCUUAUGAGGAUUUCUUUGAUUCUGUUCAUUUGAAAUUAUUAACCUGUUAUAUUCAAUUUGAAUCACUCCCAGAAUAUGAAAUCAAGGAACGAGAAGUAAAAUGCAUGCUGGGCAUUCAAAUAAUGUCUGCUACACUUAAGCAUCCCGGAGGAAUGGUAUCAAAACUGUUCAAUAAGCUCUAUGAACAUAGAGUUAUAAGGAAAGAAUCGUUUGAACUAUUCAUAAAAGAAUAUGAAAAAAUAGCUGACAAAUAGACUGUAUUGUCAUCAAUCUACACAAAAUUCUUCUAUUUUUAAAAAUUAAAUAAUUUUCAGUUACAAUUGAUAUGAAAAAUUAUCAUAAUUAUAAAAAGUUCUUAA